AUGCGAGUGAACCCAACGGUAAUCUACGGACAUAAUAAAGUCUUAGAGAAGAAAAAUGCCCUCUAUCCGUAUAAUAAGGUUGAAUGUAGAUCCCAAAGCAUCGCCACGGAAAGUAAUUCCUUCAAUUGGGAAAAUAUGUUUCAAGGAAGGAAACCCGAAAAAGUGAUUGUAGGAUUCGUUAAAAGCAAGAUAGUGGACGAAGACUAUACUACCAACCCGUUCAAUUUCGAAAACUGCGAGAUCAAACACAUCGCGGUGUACGCUGACGGACUUCCUGUGGGAGGAAAUCCUUUGAAAAUGGACUUUACCAGUGGCGCCACAGUCAUGAGAGCUUAUACCAAACUGUUACUUAGCGCGGGAAAUUGGAGACGGGACGAGGGCAACGCGUUAGACAAAUCACACUUUAUAAGCGGUAGCGCAUUGUUCGCCUUCCAGUUGCAACCCGACUUUUCGCACCACGGGGAGUGUAUGACUCUGGUAAAGAAUGGAAAUGUCAGAUUGGAAUUACUAUUCAAGUCAGCUUUAGCGGGUUAG
Messenger RNA from Mercenaria mercenaria, 534 nucleotides. RefSeq lists its product as uncharacterized. NCBI's taxonomy places the organism in Eukaryota, Metazoa, Mollusca, Bivalvia, Venerida, Veneridae. The record is from RefSeq and is a predicted model, not a curated record. The transcript has a single exon. Bases 1 to 534 code for a protein of 177 amino acids.